Molecule: messenger RNA, 1644 nt
Organism: Naegleria fowleri
Lineage: Eukaryota; Heterolobosea; Eutetramitea; Acrasida; Naegleriidae
Exons: 1
Coding region: 1-1644 (547 amino acids)
Source: RefSeq, a predicted model, not a curated record
AUGGUUUCUUCCUUCAACGAUAAGAAACGACUGAUCGUCCAAGAUGACAUUUCUCAAUUCGAUAUUCAUUUCGAAGCAAUUUUCGAUCAUCCAGAAACGUUUGCGUGCUUCACAACCUAUCUCUCGAAUACCAUGAACAGUGAAUGCAGUGAGUUUCUUCAGAGUGUGAAUGAAUACAGAAAGAUUAAACACGAACGCAAACGAUUACAAUUGGCAACGAAAAUGUACGAAAAAUUUAUCGCCGAUUCUUCGAAUUCACAGCUUAAUUUACGAAAUGAUAUUAAAAUGCGAGUAUAUAAGGUGGUGAACCCAAAUAGUCCAACUCCAGGACAGGCUCCUUCAAAUAGUGGUUCUUUAGAGGAAGUAGAGGUUCAACUGCCAACUGUCAAAAAUACUCGAUCUUCGAGGAGUAAUAGUAGUGGUAGUGGAGGUGUAAGAAAUAGUUUGGAUUCGACAAGUAGUGGUAGUUCGAUCUCUUUCACGAAUGGUUCCUCAGCAGUGACCAAUGUCGAAGUGUCAACUUCUUCUUUACCUUCUCAUGGAUCAACUGUCACUUGUCCAAAGAAUUUAUUUGAUGAAGUAGAAUCCUUAGUGUUACUGCAAUUGAAGGAAAAUCAUUUUUCAACAUUCCUUGCAAGUGAUCAUUUUAAAAACUUUCUCAAAAAACAACCACUUCAAAUACUCUACGAAAUUGGAAGUUUGAAAAGUGACAGUUUGCUUCAAUUUGUGGAAUCCUUAUCUGAAACCAUGAAAUGUGAAAAUUUCACACUCCAUGAUUUUCGUUUCAUCAAGAAACAAUUUUCAAAUUACGAUCCUUCAGAAUGGGAAGUCAUUGGCAGCAGUGACCAUCACAAAUGCUACAUGUCAAAACGAACCUAUGACAUGGGAGAAUCUGUCGGAUUGAGCUUUUUCAAAUUCGAUGUCACAUUUCCAUACAGUGCCAAACAAGUCAUGAAUACAUUUUUCGAACAAGAAUAUAGAUAUCAAUACGAUGGAGAAUUGAGUCGAAUUGAACAAUUGGCGUACUAUGAAAAGAAGAUUUCAAAUUCAGCCAUUGGAUCGAUCCAAUGUAUGACAUCGUCGUCGUCACCUUCCAAUAGUCCACAAAUAUCUCCUCAAAACAACAUUCCUUCCUCGCCUACGACCGACUCACCUAUGACGAUCGUGUCAUCAACGUCGAGUGCUUUGAACAACAACCACUCGAAUGCCACUUCCAUUCUGUUGGCCACUUCACUCACUCAGGAAAUUUACAAAUUGGUGUGGCCUUUCAGUAAUCGAGAUUUUAUUGUGUCAUCGAGUGGAAUUUAUGAUCUCUCCACGAAUACUUACUUUAUGGGAAAGAAGAGUUGUCUCUCUGAGAAGGCGAAAAAGCCAGAAAAGAAUGUGGUGAGAGCUUUCUCAUUUGGUGGAUGGGCCUAUAAGGAAAUUGAUGAAAAAACAACUCAAUAUUCUCAAAUGUUUUAUAUGGACCUGAAAGGUAACAUUCCAAAGCCAAUUGUCAAGUCCAUUCUGAAAGAUCGAGCCAAGCACUUUAUGAAGGUUGGAACCAAGUUUUUAAAACUCAACGAGAAGAGAGGUUUCAUUUGUAAUCAAGAUAACUUUAUGUUGAAAACAUUUGAAGAGAAUGGAGCCAUGUAUCUUUAA